CUUCGUCUUCCCUGUCCACUGGAAGAACAACAGGCCAAGCUGAAGCUCGUGCUUUCGAGCAUCUUUGCAGAGUGGCUGCAGCCUGAUGGCGUGCUGUGGAAGGUCUCCCAAAAUGGGGCUGUCAGCUUUAUUGAGUACUUUGGCCUGGAUCGCGAUUUACAGGUUGUGGAGGCUGACCCCAACUUCACAGAGAACCGCACCGCGGUGCGACUGAAUGUCCAGCGCUCUGUGACCGCUACCUGUGCUAUUGUCCGUCGGCUGCGGGAAGCUCUGUCCCUAGAACAGCUACAACAAGUUUGCCUGCCACUCCUGGAGCCAAUAGUUAGACCUGUUUUCCAACUACUGCGAGUCCCUUGGAAGUCCAUCUAA
Messenger RNA from Dibothriocephalus latus, 369 nucleotides. NCBI's taxonomy places the organism in Eukaryota, Metazoa, Platyhelminthes, Cestoda, Diphyllobothriidea, Diphyllobothriidae. The record is from the annotation of a GenBank genome assembly.